GAAGUGCCUCGGUUUGUUUAUAUUUUGACCAUCUGACUGUUUAUUAGGUUUUGGUUGAUGGAGUAGCUAAUAUUUAAUGUUAGACUUGUGUAUGAGGGAUGGAUUCCGACAGUGGUGAUCAUGAUGGCAUUGAUGUCACCUCCUGGGUGUCAGUGUGUCCCAGAGGCCUCUGGAAAGUCCAGCUAAAGCGAACACACAAUGGGAGUCAACAGACUUAUUCUGGAGAUGAAGCAUCAUGUUCAUCCAGAUACUGUCCAAGGUUGGGUUCACUGUGCCGAGUCCGAGUGCGGCUGAAAGCCGACAUGGACGAAGCAGACCGUUUAGUAUCUGAGCUGUCAGUCCAACCUGACCAGUCAGUCACUGAUGUCACAGAGGCCACAGCCUUCUCAAGGUGUCAGGACUCUGUGCUGCAGGUCCCACUGGAUGACUGGACAACACUGAGGCUAGGCGAGGGGCAGUGUGAUAUCACAGAAACAUGUGUGGAGAAGAUGAGAGCAGGAGACAAAUGUGAGAUACAGAUUUCUCCAGUGGGACCAGAUGUCUCUGUUCUCCAUCCUGCUGAGGAAAACCUGCCCAUAUGUGCCACAGUUGAACUCAAAGCUUUCACACCAGGCGAGGAAUCCUGGGAGGUGUGUCCUUGUGAAAAGUGGCAGCGGGUAAAGUCACACAAAGAGAGGGGUGGAGUGAGAUUCAGAGGUGGGGAUGUUUGGGGAGCUGCAGACAGCUACAGCCGAGCCCUCAAACUUCUCAUCACUCUCCAUUACCAUGUGAGAGAGGUGGAGCAAAAAGGACAAGAGCCAGAAGCAGAUGAGCAGAGAGACACAAGCACCGCUGAUAAAACCCAGCACCUUCCUUCAGCUGCUGAAUACAGAACAAUCAAAGCAGAGCUCCACUCCAAUCUGUCCUUGUGCCAGCUCAAACUCAACCAACCAGAGCGGGCUAAGGCCAGUGCAACUAAAGCUUCUCAGCUGGAACCAGGUGGGGCUAAAGCCUGGUACCGGCUAGGCCAAGCCUGCCAGAUGUUAAAUGAGCUGGAGGAGGCACGGCAGGCAUUUAGGAAACUGCUGGAGCUACAGCCAGAAUCACCUGCCGCUUUGAAGGCCCUUAAAGAUGUAGCAAAUAGAGAGAAAGAGAGAAAUGCACAGUUGGGAAUUCGACUCAGCAAAAUGUUCAGCUGAAUAGAUUGAAUAUUGGCAAUUUAUUAUCAGAUAUUAUCUGUACAACUGUAUGUUUCUCCUAUCAUUCAGCCACUGAGCUCAAAGGUAAAGCCUUGAAUGCAUGCUAUUCUUCCAACUUUAUGCUGCUUGUGUGUGAGAUGCCUGAAUGUAACUUCAAAGUAAGAACCAUGUGUUAAAACUUAUUUUGGAGUAAAUUGUGCACUUAUACAGGA
Messenger RNA from Plectropomus leopardus (leopard coralgrouper), 1390 nucleotides. It is a transcript of the gene fkbpl, whose product is annotated as FKBP prolyl isomerase like. The record is from RefSeq and is a predicted model, not a curated record. Lineage: Eukaryota; Metazoa; Chordata; Actinopteri; Perciformes; Serranidae. Gene Ontology annotation, molecular function: protein binding.